AAAGAAAAUAAGUGCGGGCAGUGAGACGAAACAAACACAAGCCCGCCUAGCGAAUCAAUGUUCGACCUCCUGCCUCUCUAAAAUCACAUAGAUAUUUCUCUUGCUCCAAACUUGACGCAUCAGGAUCAUUGAUUGCUUUUGCUCAAGGUCAUAGGUGCUGCCAAGCAUCAGCAACAUCCUAAGAUGGGUUGUGGGGAAUUGCUGAUUACGAACUGAGGAUGUUCAACACUCUUUAUGGUGUGGUUGGAAAUUUUGUUGGAUGCAUGAAUUACUGACAUCAUCAAAGGGUAAACUUCAACUUACUGCCUGGUUGGUAAUGGGGCAAGCACAGAGCGCUGUGGCCGUAGAGGAUCAAAGCAGUCCAACAACCUCAACUUCCAAUUCAACAGAGAAUUCCACACAGCCUUCACUCGAUUCUUUAAUUGCUGAAGCUGCUGCAUACGGUGAUGAAGACGACAAUGGAUCUCUGGAAGCAAAGGCUCAGAAAGCGUUAGAAUGCCCUUGCAUUGCUCACUUGCGAAGUGGCCCAUGUGGCGUCCAGUUCUCUGAUGCUUUUGUUUGUUUUCUCAAGAGCACAGCUGAAGAAAAAGGGUCCGACUGCGUGCAUCCCUUUGUGGCUCUGCAGAACUGCAUAAAAGCAAAUCCUGAUGCGUUUUCUAAUGAUAUUUUAGAAGAUGACGACGUGAAGAAAGAGGAAAAGCCAAGCACAAAGUACACUAUCCGACCUCCCCUUUGGUCUGAAGAAUCAAAAGCUCCAAAAGGGUAGCCGCUUUUGUUAUAUCUUCUAGCUAAUUUUCUAUUGUUUUAUGGCAUUACAACAUGGAAGUUGAAUUCUUGGCUAGUAAUGCUUUCUUUCACUCAUUUGCUCUCUUUGCUAAGCAAAUAUACUUGAAAAGCCAUAUUGUUAACAA
Messenger RNA from Sesamum indicum (sesame), 911 nucleotides. It is a transcript of the gene MIA40, whose product is annotated as Cox19-like CHCH family protein. Lineage: Eukaryota; Viridiplantae; Streptophyta; Magnoliopsida; Lamiales; Pedaliaceae. The record is from RefSeq and is a predicted model, not a curated record. Gene Ontology annotation, cellular component: mitochondrial intermembrane space. Gene Ontology annotation, molecular function: protein-disulfide reductase activity. Gene Ontology annotation, biological process: protein import into mitochondrial intermembrane space.